Lachancea thermotolerans CBS 6340 is the source of this 1053-nucleotide messenger RNA. RefSeq names its product DNA-directed RNA polymerase core subunit RPC40 (gene RPC40). NCBI's taxonomy places the organism in Eukaryota, Fungi, Ascomycota, Saccharomycetes, Saccharomycetales, Saccharomycetaceae. Gene Ontology annotation, biological process: DNA-templated transcription. The record is from RefSeq and is a predicted model, not a curated record. The transcript has a single exon. Gene Ontology annotation, molecular function: protein dimerization activity. Gene Ontology annotation, cellular component: RNA polymerase III complex; RNA polymerase I complex. The coding region runs from base 1 to 1053 and encodes 350 amino acids.
AUGAGCACACGAUCAAUAGGAAGGCAGCGCAUCCAUUAUACAAACACAAUGUCCAAUAUUGUCGGUAUCGAGUACAACCGAGUGACAAACACAACAUCAACAGAUUUUCCCGGGUUCGAAAAAGACCAAGACGCAGCGUGGAACUUGGAGCGUUUCAAAAACACAUUCGAUGUCAAUAUUACUUCUCUAGAUGACAGAGAGGCCAACUUUGACUUGGUGAAUGUCGAUGCCUCUAUCGCCAAUGCGUUCCGUCGUAUAAUGAUUGCGGAGGUUCCAUCUGUUGCGGCAGAGUAUGUUUACUUUUUUAACAACACCUCAGUGAUCCAAGAUGAGGUACUGGCGCACAGAAUUGGCUUAACUCCUUUGAAGGUGGACCCCGACAUGUUGUCCUGGGUUGACACCUCUGUACCAGAAGCGGAAAGGUUCACAGACGAGAACACUAUUGUGCUUACAUUAAACGUGAGGUGCACCAGAAACCCAGAUGCCCCAAAAGACUGCACAGACCCAAAAAUACUGUACCGCAACGCCCACAUUUACGCCCGCGACUUGAAGUUUGAACCUCAAGGAAAACAAAGGGAGACUUUUGCCAAGAACCCUGUGGUUCCAGCCGAUCCUGACAUCCUGCUUGCCAAGCUGAGACCUGGUCAAGAAAUCUCUCUCAGAGCCCACUGCGUCCUUGGAAUUGGGAGCGAUCAUGCCAAGUUUUCCCCUGUUUCUACUGCUUCGUACAGGCUAAUGCCUCAUAUCAACAUUACCCAACCAAUCACUGGUGAGUCUGCCCAGCGAUUUGCCAAGUGUUUCUCCCCAGGCGUGAUCGGCAUAAACGACAAUGGGGAAGCCUUCGUAAAGGACGCAAGACACGACACUGUUUCCAGAGAAGUCCUUAGACAUGAGGAAUUCGAGGGCAAAGUCAAACUCGGACGUGUCAAGAACCAUUUUAUUUUCAAUGUCGAGAGCGCCGGUGCAAUGACUCCGGAGGAAAUCUUCUUUAAGAGUGUCCGGAUCCUCAAGAACAAAGCGGAAUACUUGAAAAACUGCCCCAUCGCUCAAUGA